CUCCAGAUCAGUCCAGAGAAGUCGGUUAUUUGACAGGAAGACAUUUAGCCUUUGUCUGGGACAGAUUUUCACCCAUUGGAAUAUCUAUACUUUCUUGGAUUUGAAGACGUGUGCUGUGGCCUCUAAGGAAACAACUGGUUUUACUGGGAACGUUGAGUGGUGUGACUCCAAAGCAAGGCUUCAGGGAUAUGGAACAUCUGAAGCGGCUUUAUACCAUGUCAGCACACUGGCCCAUCUAGCUGAGAAUUAUCUGCUCUGACCGGCAGGGGUUUUCCAGAAGAGAACAGUCUUGCCUACAUUCUGCCACCGGCAAUCCUUGAACUGGAGAUGCCAGAGACUGAGCCGAGGGCCAUCAGCUUGCAAAGUGUGGCCUCCACCAUUGAUCACCAAGUUAUUUGGCAGCCAGUGUCAUUAGUUUCUAGGAUGUUUGUGCUGUUGUAUGUUACAAGCUUUGCCUUCUAUACAAGUGGACAACCUCUCCACAGCCAAUUUAAAGGAGAAAAUUAUUCCUCAAAGUACAUUUGUAGCAUACCUGGAUUGCCAGGCCCUGCAGGUCCUACUGGAGCUAGUGGACCACCUGGACCGCAUGGCCGAAUUGGGAUCCCAGGACGGGAUGGGAGAGACGGCCGGAAAGGAGAAAAGGGUGAGAAAGGAAAUGCAGGUAUAAGAGGAAAGACGGGCCCCGUUGGACAACCUGGAGAGAAAGGAAACCAAGGGGAGACCGGUAAAAAAGGCCCUCCAGGACUGGGAGGUGCUAAAGGUGAUGUGGGUUCCGUUGGUCCAGCAGGCCCAAAAGGUGAUAGAGGAGAUCGAGGGGAGCCUGGUUUGCCAGGUGUAUGUAAGUGUGGGAAAAUAGUCCUGAAAUCUGCCUUUUCUGUCGGGAUCACCACAAGUUACCCCGAGGAACGAUUACCGAUCAUCUUCAAUAAAGUCCUCUUCAACGAAGGAGGCCAUUACAACCCUUCAAAUGGAAAGUUCACAUGUGCCAUUCCAGGGAUCUAUUACUUCUCUUAUGACAUCACCUUGGCAAAUAAACAUCUUGCCAUAGGCUUGGUUCAUAACGGGAAGUUCCGAAUAAAGACGUUCGAUGCGAACACAGGAAACCAUGAUGUAGCUUCUGGGUCGACAGUGAUGUAUCUUGAGCCAGAGGAUGAAGUAUGGCUUGAGAUUUUCUACACGGAUCAAAACGGCCUUUUUGCUGAUCCAACGUGGGCAGACAGUUUAUUUUCAGGGUUCCUCUUAUAUGUCGAUACAGACUAUCACAAUGCCCUUUUCGAUGAUGAUGAGCUGUGAUAGUGGAAAGGGCUAAGGAAUAUCUCUAAGUGAAUACAAGACAGUGGAUGGGACCUGAUCCGCAGUGUCACCAAGACAAAUCAAUAAAUGACUUGCCCUGGGAUUCUGUUUAUGCCACCAAGGCACUCAAGUCGAAGGCACCCGCGGGUCUUUUUACCAAAUAGCAGGUUCAACCAACCAAAAUGUAUAUGAUUGUCUUUUGGAAAACGAAGUUUAUAUAAUAGUAU
This is a messenger RNA of Eublepharis macularius, 1520 nucleotides long. It is a transcript of the gene C1QTNF7, whose product is annotated as C1q and TNF related 7. NCBI's taxonomy places the organism in Eukaryota, Metazoa, Chordata, Lepidosauria, Squamata, Eublepharidae. The record is from RefSeq and is a predicted model, not a curated record. The transcript is spliced from 4 exons. Gene Ontology annotation, molecular function: protein binding. The coding region runs from base 328 to 1293 and encodes 321 amino acids.